AUGCUCUAUGUGGUCGGCGGUUACGAAACAGGCAAGUUAAACAUCAUCACUGUAGGCGCAGACAAAAGGGAGGCCGUGAAGUACUCUGUCUACGAAAGUCUAGUAGAUUUGGGCAGCAUAGCGGACGCUGAACGGCAUGCCCAGGAACUCAAACCGACCAAAGGGGAUUGUUACGGCCGUCUUCGAAACUUCCUCUGGAGUUAUAGGCGUCUCCAGAAAGGCACGGGUCAGAUGGAUCUUCAAGAACACAGACCUGCCGAAUAG
Messenger RNA from Dibothriocephalus latus, 264 nucleotides. The record is from the annotation of a GenBank genome assembly. NCBI's taxonomy places the organism in Eukaryota, Metazoa, Platyhelminthes, Cestoda, Diphyllobothriidea, Diphyllobothriidae.